Hyla sarda is the source of this 3376-nucleotide messenger RNA. RefSeq names its product sorting nexin 14 (gene SNX14). Gene Ontology annotation, cellular component: late endosome. Gene Ontology annotation, molecular function: phosphatidylinositol-3,5-bisphosphate binding. The record is from RefSeq and is a predicted model, not a curated record. The transcript is spliced from 29 exons. NCBI's taxonomy places the organism in Eukaryota, Metazoa, Chordata, Amphibia, Anura, Hylidae. Gene Ontology annotation, biological process: autophagosome maturation. Bases 46 to 2892 code for a protein of 948 amino acids.
UCACAUUCCAGGAAGAAGAAGUAGACGGAGCGCAGAGUCGCCGUCAUGUCCGCGGCCUGGAGGAUGUGGCUGUGUGUGCGGCAGCGGCUGCGGACUGGCGCUCUGCGGGAGAUCUGCCGCCAGUACCCGGUGCUCUGCUUCAUUCUCGUCGGCCUCUCCCUGUCCACCGUCCUGCUCCUCAGAUACCUCCAUAUUCUUAUGAUUUUCUGGUCUUUCCUUGCUGGAGUUGUCACAUUAUAUUGCACUUUGGAACCUGAAUCUCUCCUUCCUAAUAUUCUUUUCAAUAUAAAAUAUAAGCCCAAGCAGGCAGAACUGCAAGAGCUUUUCCCACAAGGCCAUAGCUGUGCAGUGUGUGGCAAAGUUAAGUGCCAAAGGCAUAGACCGACGCUGCAGCUGGAGAACUAUCAGCCAUGGCUGGACUUAAAGGUUCCUUCCAAAGUUGAUGCAUCACUUUCUGAGGUGUUUGAACUUGUACUGGAAAACUUUGUUUACCCCUGGUAUCGUGACAUAACUGAAGAUGAAUCUUCCGUGGAUGAACUGAGGAUGACCUUGAGAUUCUUUGCAUCAGUUCUUGUGCGAAGGAUACAGAAGGUGGAUAUUCCAUCUGUAAUAACAAGAAAAUUAUUGAAAGCUGCUAUGAAGCAUAUUGAAAUAAUUUCCAAAGCCAGACAAAAAGUAAAAAACUCUGAGUAUCUGCAGCAAGCUGCACUAGAGGAGUACGGACCUGAUCUUCAUGUUGCAUUGAGAAGUCGCAGAGAUGAACUUUGCUACCUCCGAAAACUUACUGAACUUCUAUUUCCAUUUAUUCUACCACCAAAAUCAACAGAUAGCAGACCUCUGACAUUGCUUCUGAGAGAGAUUCUUUCUGGGUCGGUGUUCCUCCCAUCAAUGGACUUCCUGGCUGAUCCAGAUAAUGUGAAUCGGUUACUGCUGAUUUUCAUUGAUGAUAGUCCUCCGGAAAAGGCAACGGAGCCUACCUCCAAUUUGGUACCAUUCCUACAAAAAUUUGCAGAGCCUAAAAACAAGAAUCCUUCGGUACUGAAACUAGAAUUAAAGGAGGUCAGGGCAGAGCAGGACCUUCUUUUCCGAUUCAUGAAUUUUCUCAAGCAAGAAGGAGCUGUACAUGUUUUACAGUUUUGCUUGACAGUGGAGGAAUUUAAUGACAAGAUUUUAAGGCCAGAGCUAUCUGAUGAUGAAAUGCUCGCUCUUCAUGAAGAAGUAAAGAAGAUCUAUCUUACAUAUUGCUUGGAAGAAAGUAUUGAUAAAAUUAGCUUUGACCCUUUCAUUGUGGAUGAAAUCCAAAAAAUUGCAGAAGGCCCCUACAAUGAAGUGGUGAAGCUUCAAACUAUGAGGUGCCUGUUUGAAGCCUAUGAACAUGUCCUCUCCCUCCUUGAGAAUGUUUUCACCCCUAUGUUUUGUCACAGUGAUGAGUAUUUUAGGCAGUUGCUUGAAGGUGCGGAGUCCCCUACACGCAGUUCAAAAUUUAACAGAAAUAGCCUCAGUUUGGAGGAUAUACGGACGACACAAAAAAGAGGAGGCGAGCAGUCAGGAAUUGGGAAGAUUGGCAGCAGGCUGAAAGGAGUAUUUAAGAGCACCACAAUGGAGGGAGCAAUGCUGCCUAACCAUGGGAUGGCAGAGGGAGACGAGUAUGCUAUUGAAGAAGGUAUUAUGGUAUUAGAAGAUGAUUCCCCUGUGGAGGUUCUCACUGCAACCACUCCAAACACACCCCGUAAUCUCUCUGCAUGGAAGAUCAGCAUCCCAUUUGUAGAUUUUUUUGAGGAUUCGUAUCUUGAAAAGAAAGACCGAAAGGAGAGAAUUCCUGUGUUCUGUAUAGAUGUAGAGAGAAAUGACAGAAAAGCAGUUGGACAUGAAGCUGAACAUUGGUCCGUUUACAGAAAAUAUAUAGAAUUUUAUGUUUUGGAGUCAAAACUCACAGAAUUCCACGGUACCUUUCCGGAUGCCCAGCUACCAUCAAAAAGGAUUAUUGGGCCAAAGAACUAUGAAUUCCUUAAAUCCAAAAGAGAAGAAUUUCAGGAAUAUUUACAGAAUCUGCUGCAGCACCCAGAGCUGAGUAAUAGCCAGUUGUUAGCUGAUUUUUUGUCGCCUAACAGUUUGGAAACCCAGUUUCAUGACAAAAUCCUUCCAGAUGUCAACCUUGGCAAAAUGAUCAAGUCUGUGCCAAGUAAAUUAAUUAAAGAGAAGGGGCAACAUCUAGAACUCUUUAUUAUGAAUUUCAUCAACUCUUGUGAAUCUCCAAAACCUAAACCAAGCAGGCCAGAACUGACAAUACUUAGUCCGACUUCAGAAAAUGACAAAAAGCUGUUCAAUGAUUUAUACAAGAACAAUGCCAACCGCUCUGAGAAUAUAGAGAGAAGACAAAACCGGAAUUGUUUCAUCGAGGUUUUGACUGUUGCAGGUGUCUAUGACUACCUUAUGUAUAUAGGACGUGUUGUUUUCCACAUUUCGGAUUGGUUGCAUCACCUGUUAAUGGGAGGUCGAAUCCUAUUAAAAAACACCCUUGAGACCUACACUGACCACUACCUGCAAUGUAAACUUGAACAGCUCAGUCAAGAGCAUAGACUGGUUUCACUUAUUACACUCCUUAGAGAUGCUGUGUUUUGUGAAACCACUGAACCGCGAUCUGCAGUAGCCAAGCAGAAACGGGCAAAACAGACCUUUGAAGAAAUGAUGGCUUACAUUCCAGAUUUAAUAGCAAAAUGUAUCGGGGAUGAAGCCAAGUAUGAAGGAAUUCGAUUGUUAUUUGAUGGUCUACAACAGCCAGUGCUCAACAAACAGCUAUCUUAUGUUCUAUUAGAUAUUGUUCUGCUUGAAAUAUUCCCAGAACUUGGAAAGCCUCAAAAGGAGUUGUCCUCUUUGCCAACCUGGAUGUAACAGACAACUGCAGUUCUAUUACAUUUCUCCUUGUUACUGGGAUUGAUACGGACCAACGCAAUAAAUGAAUCAGUAAACAAGUCAGUCAGAACUCUAAAAAUGUAAAGAAAGAAAAACCAUCAAUAAUUGCUUAGAGAUUUGCAGUAUAAUAAAGAUUACAUCAAGAUUACAGAACCGAAAUGUUCUAUUGCCACAAGUUAUAGGCCAAAGUACAUAAAAGUUCAUUAAGGUCAAUGGUUAAGGUAAAAAGUAACUGAUAACAACCACAAAGAUAAAAAUAAGUGGGUAAAUACUCUGUCUAUUAGGCUUUAGUGAUAUAGCCUGAGCCCUGACUGACUCAGUUUCUGCUUAUUUAGAGUGAGAGGUUGUCAGUUCCAGUUUUGUAGAUUUAGCGUCAGGUAAGCAUUAUACUUGGAGCUGACCAGCACAAAAUUUAUGUUGCAGGGUUAAAGGGGUACUCCGCUGCUCAGCGAGUGGAACAAAC